AUGGGAAGCUGCGAAUGCAGAAGUAAAAAUAUUGUCGCCAAUACUUUUAUAUCAGAAAAUACUAUCUCUUUGAGAGAAUUUUCUAUGAGUACAAAUUUAAAUAUAAAAAAGCGAAACUCACUAAGGAGAUUGUCAACAAGGCAAAGUGUAAGUUUAGAAUUACCGCAUCCUUUAAUGGUUUCUUCGAUUCAAGUGAAUAUUGAUGCUAAUACAAUGUGAGUUUCUGGGUGCAUAUUACCUGGGGUUUAUAUAAACAAUUUAGAUCAUAAUAAAUGCCAAGAUCAUGCUCUUAUAUCAAUAAAAUCUGAUAGUAUUUUGGGUGCUGUGUUUGAUGGGCAUGGAGAAAACGGUACCAAAAUUUCAAAUUUUUGUGGAAAAGUGACAAGUAAGUUUCAUAUUUCAACUCAGCAAUAUCAAGUAUUUUUCAAUUAGAACGACCCUUUUGAUUUUCUGAAGAAAAUUAUUAGCACCUGCGAUAUUAAGUUAAAAAAUCCAAAAUCAUUCAUCGAUGUUACCACCUCAGGCUCAACGGCUGUACUUUGACUAUUUUAUAACUCAACUUUUUAUAUAGCUUCUGUCGGUGAUUCUCGGGCUGUAUUAGCCACCAAGCAGCCUCCAGUAUCAUUUCCAGUCAAAGCCUGCCCAUUAAAUGAAGAAAGACGACUCCAAGAAAAUGCCUAUGCUAAUAGAAAUGUAACUCCUGAAACCAAAAUAAUCCCAGUCCAGCUCUCAAAAGACCAGAAGCCAGACGACUCUGAAGAGCUUACAAGAAUUGUGGAAAGCGGUGGAAGAGUCCAAAGACUGACUGACAAGAAUGGGCAAAAAAUCGGUCCUUAUAGAAUAUGGGAAAUGAAUAAUGAUGAGCCAGGACUUGCAAUGAGCAGAUGUAUUGGAGACAAAAUUGGAGAAAAAUUAGGGGUGAUUUCUAAGCCAAUUUGCUAUAGCAUGCCUUAUAAUAAAGGUAGUGACUGUUUUGCUAUAAUUGCAAGUGAUGGGAUAUGGGACGUAUUUUCAAACCAAGAUGCAGUGAAUUUUGUAGAGUUUUAUAGAGAAAAAUGCAAAAAGGGGAUUGAUGGAUGGAGUGGGAAUACUUUGACUAAUCCAGGAAAUAGCUGCAUUGCACAUUUGCUGUGUGAAGAGGCGAGGACACGAUGAAUUUCAAUUGUGGAGGAGGAAGCUUCGAAGAUUGAUGAUAUAUCGUGCGUGAUUGUGGAAUUUGAGAAUGGGGAUGGAAAAAUAAUUACAAAUGAAAACGAGCCUGAAGCAGGCCAAUAA
This is a messenger RNA of Blepharisma stoltei, 1275 nucleotides long. Lineage: Eukaryota; Ciliophora; Heterotrichea; Heterotrichida; Blepharismidae. The record is from the annotation of a GenBank genome assembly.